ACUAAAAUUAUCAGAUGUUCAAGAUUUCAGAUUUUAUUUGAAAUAAAAUCAGCGGCACACAUCUAUUCAAUGGUGCAUCUUUAUACAAAAGAGUAAAAUAAUCAAAACAAACAUUUACCAAACUAAGUAAAUAACAUAGAACACAAAGCAAAUAAAAUACCUCAGACAAAACAAUUUCAUUUAGGAGACAAUUCUGGGAUGGGGCACUGAAUUUUAUAAUAAGAUAUUUUUUUUCUAUGUCAAAGUGAAAUUAUUUUUUACAACAUUGCUCAUCUUACUUCCUUAUCCAGCACAGCAAAAAAUGACCCAAUCUGUGUAACAAUUACAGUAAACUGAAAGGUUUCAAGUACAUACUAUAAUAAUAGCACAGCACAUAAUGCAGAUAACCGCAUUCCUUAUCCAGUACAGCAAGAAAAUGACGAUAAAAUUAGUAGCGGGCCUAACAGUCGCUAUCCUAGCUGUAGUAUCAACGCUUGCCUAUGUGCCUUGCAAUGAGACUAAUCCAUAUUAUAUUCAAGAAGCUAUACCAGAUAGUUUUAAUGUCUGUCCAAGAAUCCAAUGUCAGUGCGUGUAUUGUUUGUAUCACAAUUUUAACUAUUCCUUCGUCCGUUAUCGGCACAUUGUCACCUGCGAUAAAAAAGGAAUAAUCUCUGUACCAUCAAAUGAACUGCCAGCAGACACUGUGGUGUUAAAAAUGCGUAAUAACAUGAUUACUGGUUUAUCGUCAAAUUCAUUCCCGAACACAACAGAAACACUUCUUCUUGGCCUGAAUGAACUGGUAUCCGAGAAAAUCCACGCUGAUGCCUUCAGCAAUCUAAUGUCCUUAACCCAUCUCCAAAUGGAUUACAAUCGGAAUAUUACUUUCAUCAACCAGAACUGGUUUCGGAACCUGUUUCAAUUGACGCACUUGCAUCUGGAAAUGUGUGGAAUUACAAAAAUCGUCCCAAACGCCUUCCUCAACUUGAACGCAUUACAGUUGUUGAACUUGGCGGGAAAUAAAAUCAAAGAUAUCCCACCUAAUCUAUUUCAGAAGUUGACGUCUCUGACAACCCUAAAUUUGGAUAGUAAUAGUAUCAAGGUUCUUCCGGACGCCAUGUUCCAUGGUACAGAUAAUCUCACCCUGCUUGCGCUUCACAGAAACUCGCUGACAACAAUCACGAAAACUGUUGGACUCCAGAACUUGCUGAUGUUGACUAGCUUGAGUCUCUUCGACAACCCCUAUAAUUGUGAUUGUGACCUAGAGUGGUUCCAUUACUGGCUGCGUGAAGAAAACUCUACUAACAUCCUGAAGAAUAUCCAAUUGAUUGAUUGUGGUAGCCCUCAAAGCCUUAAGUCUAAGCAGGUGGCCGAGAUUGAUUUCGAAGUGUUGUGCGGCGGCUCUAUUCCUGACGCUCACUGGUGGGUUAUUUUGGCAGCAAGUCUGGGAGCGUUGGUGCUUCUAUGCCUUUUUGUAUUUAUUGGAAUUAAAUACAGAAAAUACAGAAUUUUGUACGCUGAUAAUCGUAUUUCCUUAUCCAGCAAAGCAAAGAUGAAGAAGACGCAAAUUGAACUACUGGGCCUAACUGCCGCCCUCCUAGUAUCGUUAACGUUUGCUUAUCCUUGCUCCGACCAUAAUCCAUAUUAUAUUAACAAUAGUAUACCAGAUAGUUUUAAGGUUUGUCCAAAACCUUGUAGCUGUCCGUAUUGCUUGUAUCACAAGUUUAACAAAACAUUACUACGUUAUCGACACGCUGUUGAGUGCGAUGGAAAAGAUAUACAUUCUGUAUCGUCACACGAACUCCCAGCCGACACUGCAGUGGUGAAAAUGAGUAGCAACAAGAUUACUGGUUUAUCAGCAAAUUCGUUUCCGAACACAACAGAGACAAUUGUUCUUACCAAGAAUAGAUUAACAUCCGGCCAAAUCCACGAUGAUGCAUUCAGCAAUCUAAGGUCCUUAACCCGCCUACGAAUGGAUGACAAUCAGAAUAUUACUUUCAUCAACCAGAACUGGUUCCGGAACCUGUUUCAUUUGACGCACUUGAAUAUAGAAAUUUGUGGAAUUACAGAAAUCUUCCCAAAUGCCUUCCUCAACUUGAACGCAUUACAGUUGUUGAACUUGACGGGAAAUAAAAUCGAACAUAUCCCACCGAAUCUAUUUAAGAAUUUGACGUCUCUGACAACCCUAAAUUUGGAUACUAAUAGUAUCAAGGUUCUUCCGGACGCCAUGUUCCAUGGUACAGAUAAUCUCACCCUGCUUGCGCUUCACAGAAACUCGCUGACAACAAUUACGGAAACUGUUGGACUCCAGAACUUGCUGAUGUUGACUAGCUUGAGUCUCUUUGACAACCCCUAUAAUUGUGAUUGUGACCUAGAGUGGUUCCAUUAUUGGCUGCGUGAAGAAAACUCCACUGAUAUCCUGAAGAAUAUCCAAUCGAUUGAUUGUGGUAGCCCUCAAAGCCUUGAGUCUAAGCAGGUGGUCGAGAUUGAUUUCGAUGAAUUUGAAUGCGGACGCUCUUUUCUUGACGCUUACUGGUGGGUCAUCUUGGCUGCAACUCUGGGAGCAUUGGUGCUUCUAUGCCUUUUUGUAAUUAUUGGAAUCAAAUACAGAAAAUACAGAAUUGGCCACCAAAACUACGAGGUAGUACAAUGAAAUUGCAGAGGACUGGAAUUGGUUUCUGGCUAUAUCAAGAAUUUGCCCCGACAUUUGACACUCUUGCUCUCCUUGCUACGGAAUCUUAUAGUGACGUUCCAGAUGUCUAGAUAAUUAUCUCGUCAUGUCUACAUCCUGUAGGAAAGAAGAUCAACUGUUGCGAUCCUGGAUCUCCUCAUGUCUACAUUUUUCAGAAGAGAUGAUCACAUGACGAGAUGCUAGAUCUUGUUAUGUCUAAGUCUUUUAGAAGAGAUGAUCAGAGAUGAUUACGAAAUCCUUGAUCUCAUCAUGUCUACAUUCCUUAAAAGAGAUGAUCAGAUGACGCGAUCCUGGAUCUCGUCAUGUCUACAUCCCUCAGAAGAGGUGAUCACAUGAGGAGAUCCUGGAUAUCACCAUGUCUACAUCCUUUACAAGAGAUGAAUAGAUAACGAGAUCCUUCAUUUCGUCAUGUCUACAUCCUUUAGAAGAGAUGAUCAGAUGACGAGACCUCGAAUCUCGUCAUGUCUACAUCCUUUAGAAGAGAUGAUUAGAUGACGAGAUCCUGGAUCUCGUCAUGUCUGCAUCCUUUAGAAGAGAUGAUUAGAUUACGAGAUCAUGGAUCUUGUCACGUGUACAUCCUUUAGAAGAAAUAAUUAGAUGACGAGAUCCUGGAUCUCGUCAUGUGUACAUGCUUUAGAAGAGAUGAUUAGAUGACGAGAUCCUGGAUCUUGUCAUGUGUACAUACUUUAGAAGAGAUGAAGAGAUGAUCAGUUGACGAGAUCCUGGCGCGUGGCCCCAGGCGCUCUGACGAUCUGAGCAUUAAAGCUGUUUUUGAGUGUGUGUUGACAAUACUGGGUACAUAAGCAAAAAUAUUUUGAGUUUCAAUGUAAUUGAGCACGAAUUAUGUUGACCUAAACAUUUCACUUCAUUUUAUUUUUAGUACCGUAACGCGUCAGUGAAAUAAACAUUUACGUAAAUACUAA
Anneissia japonica is the source of this 3591-nucleotide messenger RNA. RefSeq names its product SLIT and NTRK-like protein 6. The record is from RefSeq and is a predicted model, not a curated record. Lineage: Eukaryota; Metazoa; Echinodermata; Crinoidea; Comatulida; Comatulidae. Bases 377 to 2629 code for a protein of 750 amino acids. Gene Ontology annotation, cellular component: extracellular matrix. The transcript is spliced from 3 exons. Gene Ontology annotation, molecular function: protein binding.